AGCGACGUUUGCGUUCUAUCCCACCUUGCCGGGCGCUUCCAUCCUUUCGCGCCAGAGACUCAUACCACGUGAGUGGGGACAGCAAAUCAGCUCGGGCCUUCCUUCCUUUAUCUUCAUCGAGCUGCGCAGUGAGACCGCAAGUCGCCAGACGGACUCCGAUUUUACCCCUGGGGAUCAAUUCAUUUGAGUGUUGCAACAUUUAAGACAAUAAUGCGUCCAAUGCGCAUCUUCUUGAACGAUGACCGCCAUGUCAUGGCAAAGCACUCCGUGGUGUAUCCGACUCAAGAGGAACUUGAGGCUGUCCAGAACAUGGUUUCACACACAGAAAGGGCCUUAAAAGCUGUGUCUGACUGGAUUGACCAGCAAGAGAAGGUUCAGACGGGAGAAACCCCAGUACAGCCAGAAAUUGAAACGCCAGAAGAGACCAUAGACGAGGCAAAGGAUGGUGAAGCUAAGGCUGGAGCCAACUCCACCAGGACACUUCGCGGUGUGAUGAGGGUUGGCCUUGUUGCUAAGGGACUUCUCUUGAAAGGGGAUUUGGAUCUUGAACUAGUUCUUCUGUGCAAAGAUAAGCCCACAAUCUCCCUUCUGAAGAAGGUGUCUGAUAACCUUAUUGUACAGUUUGCGACUGUGUCUGAGGAGAAAUAUGAAGUCCUGCCUAAUAUCAGGGAGGCUACUAUUUUAAUCAAGAACACAAAGGAGCCACAGCUCACACUUAACAUCCGUCUGACCUCCACUCUGGUUCGGGAAGAGGUUGAAAAGAUGACUGCAGGAGGUACGGAAGAAACGCUAUCAGUCAGCGAUCCACCGGACGUUCUGGACAGGCACAAAUGCCUUGCUGCAUUGGCGUCGCUCCGACACGCCAAGUGGUUCCAGGCUAGGGCUAAUGGUCUGAAGUCAUGUGUUAUUGUCAUCCGUGUCUUGCGUGAUCUUUGCACUCGUGUACCUACAUGGGAACCAUUAAGAGGAUGGCCUCUUGAGUUGCUUUGCGAGAAAGCCAUUGGAACAGCGAACAGGCCCAUGGGAGCUGGUGAAGCUUUCAGAAGAGUCCUUGAAUGCCUUAGCUCUGGAAUACUGAUGCCAGAUGGUCCUGGCUUGUAUGAUCCAUGUGAAAAAGAAGCCACUGAUGCCCUUGGUCACCUUGAAAGACAGCAGCGUGAAGAUAUUACCCACAGUGCACAGCAUGCUCUCAGAUUGGCAGCAUUUGGCCAGCUUCAUAAAGUAUUGGGCAUGGAUCCCCUGCCCACGAAGCUGCCAAAGAAGACCAAACCUGACCCACCCAUUGAUUACACAGUCCAAAUUCCACCUAGCACCACCUAUGUUAUGCCAGCCCUGAAACGACCCAUUGAGGAGGAUGGAGAAGACAAAUCGCCAAGUAAGAAGAAAAAGAAGAUUCAGAAGAAAGAUGACAAGUCGGAACCCCCUCAAGCUAUGAAUGCCCUGAUGAAAUUGAACCAGCUGAAGCCAGGCCUCCAAUACAAACUGGUAUCCCAGACUGGACCUGUCCAUGCUCCCAUAUUUACAAUGGCUGUGGAAGUGGAUGAUAAGGCAUUUGAAGCCUCUGGACCCUCAAAGAAGACUGCUAAGCUUCAUGUUGCUGUCAAGGUCUUGCAAGAUAUGGGCAUUUCUACCGGAGUGGAAGAGAAGGAAGAGGUUGCUGAGGAAGUGGAACCAAAGCCUGUGGUACAGACUCCAUCAUCUCAGCCAGAAGCUGCACAGGCUGAUUCUGCCAGUGGAGACCAGUCAGAUAGUGCCAAGCAGCAAGGACCUAUUCUCACAAAGCAUGGAAAGAACCCAGUUAUGGAGCUGAAUGAAAAGAGGCGAGGACUGAAAUACGAGCUUAUAUCUGAAACCGGUGGCAGUCAUGAUAAAAGAUUUGUAAUGGAGGUUGAAGUGGACAAUCAAAAAUUUCAAGGUACUGGCUCUAACAAGAAGGUUGCCAAGGCCCAUGCUGCUCUUGCUGCCUUAGAAAAACUCUUUCCCGACUACAACCUGUACACUGAAGUCCCCAAGAAGAGGCCACCAAUGAUGUCCAGGGGUGGUCCCAGAGGUGGAAAAUCCGGCUAUAACCAUAACCAAGGCUUUGGAAUGAUGUACAAUGAAGCUCCCCCACCACAACCCAUGCGUGGACGAGGCAGAGGAGGAAUGAACCGUGGUAGAGGACGAGGUCGUGGCUUUGGUGGCAACCAAGGUUACAUGAACUCAGGAGGUGGCUAUGGAGGAGGCGGCUAUGGUGGAAACUACAAUUACCAGACUUCAGCAACAGCUGGAUACAGUCAAUUUUACAGCAAUGGCGGUGGAUCUGGCAAUUCAGGCGGAGGCUCUGGCUCUGGAUCAGGCUCAGGGGGCUAUGGCUCUGGCGGCUAUGGUUCUGGUGGUGGUGGUGGUGGCGGCGGCAGCGGUGGCUACAGCAAUUACUAUCAAGAAAGCUAUACUGCACCAACUCCCCCUAAACCAUUUGUUAAGAAGCCACCCCAACAGCAGCAACCACCACAGCAACAGCAGGCCCCAGCCCAACAACAUUCGCAACAGUCCAAGCCUUCCUACAACCAGGGCUACCAGUCGCACCAAUCUCAGCAACAGCAGAGCUACAACCAAAACCAGUACAGUAACUACACACCACCACAGAAGCAGAAGGGAGGCUAUAACCAGGGAAAUCAAGGGGGCGGCAGUGGCUCUUAUUCUUCUUACUCCAACGCAUACAACAGUGGGGCUUCGUCAGGUGAGGCUGGAGUAGACAACAGUGGGGCUUCGUCAGGAUAUAACGCUGGCGAGGGAUCAGGUGGGCGAGGUGGCAGUUCAUACACACCUGCUAACACUGGCUACAGCUCUGGCACAAACGCAAACUAUGGUGGGGGUGGUGCCAACAAUACCUCAUACCAAGGAUACUCGCAAACAGGCUACAAUCAAGGUCCUGCACAAAACUACAAUCAAACUCCUCCCUCUUACCAGGCAGCUCAAGGAGGAGCCAGCAAUUAUGGCAGAACUGCAGAUCACAGCAUGAAUUACCAGUACAGAUAGACUUUGUGCCCAAAAUUCCCCUUCAGUCUCCCCUCUCGUCCCCCCCCCCCCCUCCCUGUUCCAAGAGGGGCCCCAAACUUUGUUUCCACUUGAUGGUUUUACAGCAGCUAUGGGUAAAGGUCGUUUGCCUUUCACCCCCCUCUGACAUUGCAGUGCUUUUAGGUCAUAACAUUACCCCUCCCCCCACGUGUGAAAAAAGUUUCAUAUUGGGUCCCAGUGUUGUAUCUGUAUCACUCUUUGCUAUAGCAGAAGGCCUGUUGUGCAUAUUUUUAUUUUUUCCAUGAAGACUUAUAAUUUUUUUUUAACUUCAGUUCUGUCAAUUAAGUUCACUAGAAACUGGUGGUGUCACUUCUGUAUUUGGGUCUUGUCAUGACUUACAGCAUUGUAGUGUAAAGGUUUUGUCACAGAUGUAACGGUCACGUACAAAUCACUCUGCUUGUUGUGGUGCAGUGAAAUGUUCUGAUAAAACUUUGGUCCUGUGUUAAUCUGCAAACGGUGGGCCUUAAUUAUCAAAGUAUCUGAGCGAUGACCUGGGUUUGGCCCAUAAAACAUAUUCUCACUUUUUGUUUUCCCAGUGCAUCUUGGAUGCAUGCAAGGGGAAGAUUUACAACAGUUUUUCCUUUAAUUUUGACCAAGCUAAGACUAUUUUUCUAAAGUCAAAUCUGCUUCAAAUUUAGCUGUCGGUAACCACAUGACAAGGUGUCAUCACAAGCUAUGCUUGAUGGCAAGCUUUGUGUACACCUAUUCCGUGUUUAGUCUACAGAUGCAGUGUUGCGUAAAAGUAAAGAUUUGCUUGCAGCCUCAAGGUUCCUUUUGGGUGGUACUGCAUCAAUGUAUGCAACAGCCCAUUUAAAGCCUCCUGUAUAAUUUCAUGGCAAUUGUCAGGUUUUGUAAAGUUCAAGACCAGUGCAUAGUCAUCUACACCUGUUUUUUCCUUGUUAAAUGAUUCUGUGAAGUGACUUAACAAGCUUUAUGUAAUUUUAAUGCAUUAGUGUUGAUUUGUUUUUUCCUUUUUGCUAUUUUGUUGUUUUUUAAGUGAAGAUAUUAUUUUAAGACAUUGUCAAGGGUUUUUUUCAGUAUGUCUCGUUUCAUUCAGGCAGUAUCUGGAGUGAGCCGAAACAUGGAUAAAUAAACAUUUAAACAAAA
Messenger RNA from Rana temporaria (common frog), 4167 nucleotides. It is a transcript of the gene ILF3, whose product is annotated as interleukin enhancer binding factor 3. Gene Ontology annotation, cellular component: precatalytic spliceosome. Lineage: Eukaryota; Metazoa; Chordata; Amphibia; Anura; Ranidae. Gene Ontology annotation, molecular function: single-stranded RNA binding; double-stranded RNA binding. The transcript has 20 exons. The coding region runs from base 211 to 3021 and encodes 936 amino acids. The record is from RefSeq and is a predicted model, not a curated record.